UCAUUCAGUCUGUUACACCACCACCAGAAUCAUCGAUAAGCCAAACCAGCGCGAUCAAUAUACCAUUUUGCUUCCCAUCCAUCAGCAGCACUCUCAACACCAAGAAUGAAUUCAUAAUAUUGGGCAAAUUGUGUUCGCUCGUAGGAAAACAAAAAGGAAAAAUCCCAUUCUCUAUUUUUGGCUGGCGCAGAAAUAUAUAAUCGUCAUCCGUUACUAAAACAUCUCCGAUCGGUGCGGCGGCGUCGCGCUCAGGCAAGUGGUCAAGUCACAGUACCUACUGAGGCAGCAUGCAGUCUAAGCCACUGCAAGUUGCCGGCCAUAUCGAAUAGUCGAUCGAAUUGGUUGGUGAGAAGUGAAUUGUUAGUUUAUUUGAAUUGUGGUUUGUGAUUAAUUUGAAUGCAGAGUUAUGGCUCCAGUUACGAUAAUCGAAGAUGAUUGGAAUUUCACCACGACCGAGCUGCAAAACGUUGAUCUCGAUGUCUACGGCGAUAAUUUAUGGUUUAUUCUGGGUUGUUUGCUCGGAAUCGUUCUAAUGUCGACCGCGUUGGCUUUACACUUAAUCAUACCGAGUCUCCGGAAUGUCCGUGGCUACAAGAUAUGUUUCCUACUGUUCGGGAUGAUCUCGAUUUAUGUCGCCCAUUUGGUGAUGAAUAUUCGAACGACGUUGAUUGCGUGUCAAGCCCUGGGAUACUUCUACGCCUAUUCCGUGAUGUUCAGCGUGUUUUGGCUAAACGUGUUGUGCUUCGACUGCUUUGCAUUGUUCCGAAGCGGUGGGGGAAACAGUGCCGAGAAAAAUCGUUUCGCAUACACUUGCCUGUACGGCUGGGGAGGACCCGUGGCACUUGCCCUGUUCAGUGUGUACAUGGAACGAGCUACGACGAUCGACCCGAAGUUUAAACCCAACUUCAGCACUUGGUCGUGUGUUUACCACAGAAAUUCAACUGCCGAGUUCCUGUACUACUUCCUUCCACUGCUGAUACUGAUGAUCUCUGGGCUGUCGUUUCUCAUUGCGGGAGCAUUGAGGGCCAGAACCCUACGUCUGGUUCCAAGGAACGUUGUACGAUUCGACCGAAGUAGCGACCACAGGAGAUUUUCAUUUGCAUUUCAAUUGUUCCUGGUUGUUACCGUAGCCUGUGUUCUAGAUAUCUCUUCAUCGGUAUGGUAUGAAAUACCCUGGAUAUAUUGGAUUUCCAGUGUCUAUGUUUACGUGUUGGCGAUCCUGAUAUUUUUAAUUUGUGUAUGCAACUCGGAAGUGAAACAGUGGUUUGUUCAGAAGUGUUGCUAAUAAAUUGAGUUGUGUUGA
Aedes albopictus (Asian tiger mosquito) is the source of this 1303-nucleotide messenger RNA. RefSeq names its product probable G-protein coupled receptor Mth-like 1. Gene Ontology annotation, biological process: cell surface receptor signaling pathway. The coding region runs from base 407 to 1285 and encodes 292 amino acids. Lineage: Eukaryota; Metazoa; Arthropoda; Insecta; Diptera; Culicidae. The transcript is spliced from 3 exons. Gene Ontology annotation, molecular function: transmembrane signaling receptor activity. The record is from RefSeq and is a predicted model, not a curated record. Gene Ontology annotation, cellular component: membrane.